CUUGUGUUUUCCACACAAGCUAGAAAUUCUUAAUUUUGCGUUUUCACAUGUGGAAAAGAAUGUUCCAACACCUGCCUGUAAUUGUGGGUGUAUGCAUUCCUAAUGCAAAAGGUAUGUACUGCAUAGGAAGGUGAUUAAGGGGGUGGGGGGGCGGUGGCACACACGACACCCAGCACAUGCAAAUACACAAGAGGACUCAUCCUCAUUGUUUUAGGUUAAGCUAAAAUUUCUAAACAUGAAUAAGCAGAGGAGCUGAGCAAAAAGCAGGUUCAUGCCUGGAGCCUUCCAGGCUUCUUUUCACUCCGUGCUCAUCUGCUUGUGCAACCGCAGCUCCAUUCUCGCUGCCUGGAGAGGAGGAAGGAGCAGCCUCUGCUGCCGAGGUGCUUCCAGCUCUCCGCAGGCGGGCAGGAGACAGCGUUCCCAAGGCCGGCUCGCCGCAGCUGAGGAGACAGCACUCAUAGACCCUCCUUUGAUUAGGAUGUGUCCGUGUUGUCAGGGCAACUGUUAACAGCGGCGUAUCAAAUUUUCUCCUCUUGUAUUGCGUGCUGAAUAUUUUAGUGUGCUGGAGCUGGAAGAAGGUGCUGCUGCAAGGAACCUGGAGCUGUGGGCUGGGAUCUCUGACUGAACAGGUUAAGACGGCAAAAAGCAGCAUCCAAACCAAUGUGCCUUUAAUUAGGGUUUUUCUUCAAGGAGGGGAACAACUGCAAGCCUUUCGCUGUCGACUAGAUGUUGGUAUUUGUCAGCUGUUUGCAUACUGCUUAUCCAUAGGGGAUCUGUUACAAGUGCUCAAAUGAACAGACAGCCUUGCAGCUAGUGGCUAAUCAGGGGCUGGAGUUUCUUACUUUUUUUUUAAUAAGCAGAAGGCAACAGCAACAUGCCUGGUUCAACUACUGCCCUCCGACAAGAGAGACUGAAGAAAAGUGCCAGGCCAAAUCCCCCAGGUUUAUUCACCAUUAAUGAAGAGGAUGAGCAGCAAAAAAAUGGGAAUUCCAUGAGACUGAAAGCAACUGAAGGUUCUGAAACACAAGAUAAGAAAGUCACUUCAGGACAAAGCAACGCUGGAGCUAAACCAGAUCAUCCAACAGUACUAAGGGUUGAUGACAGGCAACGGCUUGCCAGAGAGCGGAGAGAAGAGCGAGAAAAACAGCUAGCUGCAAGAGAAUCCGUCUGGCUAGAAAGAGAAGAGAGAGCACGGCAACAUUAUGAAAAACACCUAGAGGAACGCAGAAAGAAGCUAGAAGAGCAGAGACUAAAGGAAGAGAGAAGACGAGCUGCCGUAGAGGAAAAGCGAAGGCAGAAACUAGAAGAAGAGAAGGAACGACAUGAAGCUGUUGUACGUCGCACAAUUGAAAGAAGCCAGAAGCCCAAACAAAGGCAAAACAGGUGGUCCUGGGGAGGAGCACUACACAACCGCAUUAACAACACAGGUUAUUUUUUUGAAUCAUCAUUCACCUUUCUCGAUUUAGCAGGCCUGGAGCACCACUUCAAAUCUCUGGGUGGUGCUAGAAAACCUGAUCGAGACAGGCGGUCUGUUUCAACAAUGAACCUUUCGAAACAUGUUGAUCCAGUCAUAAACAAGCGGCUCUCCUCCUCAUCUGCAACAUUACUAAAUUCUCCAGACAGAGCUCGCCGUCUUCAGCUCAGCCCAUGGGAGAGCAGCAUCGUUAGCAGGCUCCUGACGCCCACACACUCAUUCCUGGCUCGGAGUAAAAGCACAGCUGCAUUGUCUGGAGAUGCAGUUAUCCCCGUUUGUCCCCGUUCAGCAUCUUGCAGCCCCCUCAGUCCUCUGUCCUACAAGGCGCUGAGCUGUAGGAAUUCAGGAGAACGAGCGAAACUUUAUGCUUCCACUGAUGCCGUUGGACGUCGGAGAACAACGCACCUUGCAGGGGCUGACAGAAGAGAAAAGGACCAUUUGUCAUCCAGCUUCUCAGCCAACUUUAAAGGAGGUCAUUUUACUUCCAGCCUCAAAGCUAGAUCAUCAGCUCCCUCUCCAGUCUGGCAUGCGUCAAAGUCUUUGCCUUUUUUGCCUGGCACACCCAAGCAGAUCACUUCCCCACCUGGUUCCUCCAAAGUUUCCUCUGCUCAGACACGUCCUCCCUCUCCUGGCAAUAUCCGGCCAGUCAAAAAAGAGAUCAAACCAGAAGGUGAGAAGAAAAGACCAGAAAAGGAGGCUGAAAAGGCCAAAGAGGUGAGGACAGAAGAGAGUAAAGGAACUUCAGCAGGUGCUGGAGAACCUGCAAGUCAGGAGCAGCUCCCUGUCCAAGCAGAGCUAACUCAAGCAGCCAGCCCAUCCCUACCUCCUGCUCUCCCAACUCCUUCUCCAGCUGCAGCACUGCCCAAGCCUUCUGCAGGUACGACUGACCCUGAGGAAGCAACAAGGCUGCUGACUGAAAAGAGGCGCCUCGCCCGUGAGCAGCGGGAACGGGAGGAGCAGGAAAGGAGGGAGAGAGAAGAGCUUGAAAGACAAAAGAAAGAAGAGCUGUCACAGAGGAUAGCUGAAGAAAGAGCUCGCCGAGAAGAGGAGGAAGCUCGCAGACAAGAAGCAGAAAAACAAAGGAAGGAUGCAGAGGAGCGGGAAAAGGAAGAACGGCUGCGCCGCCAGGCAGAAGAGAGAGAGCAGAAGGAGAAAGAAGAGAUGGAGCGCAUUCAGAAACAAAAAGAAGAGGAAGCUCGCCUGCGGGAAGAGGCCGAGAGGAUUCGAUUAGAACGUGAAAAGCAUUUCCAAAGAGAAGAGCAAGAGCGCUUGGAAAGGAAGAAGAGGCUUGAGGAGAUCAUGAAGAGAACUAGGCGUGUAGAAGCUGUAGAUAAGAAAUCCAGUGACCAGCAAAAUGGACAUAUAUCAAAGGCAAAUAUUACUGGAGAAGCAGUCGCAGGCAGCCCUGCGUGUCCAUCGGAGCCGGCAGCAGGGCCCCAGCUGCAGCACGCGGUGCCACCUCCGCACAAUGGGACGCCGGCCGCCUGCGUGCACGGGGGCGUUCCGCACCAGCCCCCCGCAAAUGUGGACAGCAAUCUCAAUCCAGAGGAAAAUGCAAAUGAAAAUGGAAUGUCUAUGCAGAAUGAUAACUUUGAAGAGAUCAUGAACCUGCCUAUUGGUUCUAAACCAUCCCGGCUGGAUGCUAUGAACAAUGAUGGAAGCAACAGUCCCGAAAUUCCUUUGAAUCCAAUUCUAGCCUUUGAAGAUAAGGGGACUCUUUUGCCUCAGGUAGAUAAUGUUCAAACACAUCAAACAGCAGGUAGGUUUGCUGUGGUUUACUAACACUUGUAAUUUGUUGUAAUUGACAGAGGUCUGAGAGCUUUCAAUUAAUAUAAUCUGAUUCAUUUAAGCAUUUCUAAACUCUAUUUUUUAAAUUUAAACUCUGUUUAAAUUUUAAACAAAUUUAAAUUACUUGGGGAAAGGAGAACAUAUCUUUGUAAAGCUAUGCAUGCCAGGCACAUACAGAUGCAGUGCAAUGGUGGUGAGACCUUAUAGUUUCUGAAUGAGGGCUUCUCACAUGUGUUUUACUUUCUGCCAUUUGAAGUUGCUUGGAAAAGUUUGCCCUCUGCUUUCAAGCAGAAGUGAUAGGUGACAGCUGCUGUUCUGACCUUAUGAUCAGCAAUUGGGUUCCAUUACUGCAAGUGCAGUGCUUGACAUGCACAUGCAGAAGGGGAGUAACUACUUUUUAAAAACUAAUUUUUGGAAUUCUGGAUGUGCUUUCUUCAUCGAGUUCUUACAGGCAUCGAGGGAUGGUUUUCAGGACACUGGAUUUUUCUGAAUUAUAUCAGAGCUUUUCAAGAAUGCUAGGUAAACAAAUACUGAUUUAGCAAAUUAAAUGGGAUAGCACUGUAUUUUUCUCUGGCCUAAAAAUGUAAGGAAAAUCAUCUCACAUUAAAAUAAUUGUAUAAGUGCAUAACAUUUUGAAGAAUUGCCACUCUACCUGUCAUGUUUGCCUUCUGUUUUAGAAGUGAUCUGAUUGUUUCUUCUGAAGAACCAAAGGUGACAUGAGCAUCUCUGCAGUCAGUGGAGUUUCUUCCAUGCUAUGAAGGAGUGUUUUGUUUUUUCUCUCCAAUUUUUUAAAGAUUUCUUGACUGUCUUUUUUGGAAGAACUUUAGUAAAACCAGCAGAAGAAAUGAGGGGAAUAGACUUGGAUCACCAUUCUAAUAGCUUUCAUCACUAGAAAAAUCAUGCUUCACGUGCGUUACUUAAUAUGGCUAUUUCCAACAAGCUUUUUUUGUUAGUAAAUUAAUAUUUCUGCAUUCCUUAAGACACAAGACACUGGAAUCUGAAAGUAACGGGCUGAUUUGGGUGGUGGGACUGAUUCUUUUUUGUUCUUACUAAAGGUGGGUGUUGGUUUAAAAGGCAUAAUUGUAAAAUUGGCAAAGAAUCUUUUACACUUUAUGGUUCUAAUACUUGAAAAAUAAAUGCCUCAUUGCUCUACAAGUAGAGUUAAUGAGGUGUUUUAUUUAAACCUGUUGGUUUAAAUAUUAUUGCAGAGAACUCUAAUUAUAGGGGCGAACUAUAGGCUUCUGUAUCAAGUUCUUGUAAAUGUAAUUCCUACAGGGACAUUCUGUAAAUUGAGAUGUCACUAUGAUCUUCUCACAUUUUCUCUAAAAACACAAAACAAGAAAGGUUUUAAAUUGUGAAAAUUUGAAAGCGUUAUUUUUUCAUGGACAAGAGGAUAACCUAUUGUUCUCCUAGAUUAUGUAUUUAUGAGUUUUGCUCAGUACAGAAAUAAAUAAUUUGAUUGAAUAAAUUAGACAAAUGUGGUAAAAAAGAUACUGCAAACUUGAUUUUUUUAGUUGCAUCCAUAUUCGCAAUACUAUAAAAGAUGUGUAUGCAUAUGUGCACACACAUGUGCACACACAUACAAGGAAAUACCUUGUUCUGAGUCCUGUAAAUUGCUGCUGUUCCCAAUGAUGGAAGACUUUUCCUUUGCCUUAUCAGACUUUUGAAGACUGUGUGAAACCUGGGAUAUUUGAGUUUUGGAUGAUGAUGCAGGUUCAGGGAUUUUUGGGGUUUGCUCGUUUCAGAGCAAAUGGAAAAUAGUCAUUGUUUGUGCUUUUUUAUGUAGUGUGUGGUUUUUAUAAAGCAGUGCAGUUUGAGUGAGAAGAGGAGCGAUGCAGGUUGCUUUCUCCUUAGUUUGAUGCUGAUUUCUACUGUCAUUCAUUUUUCCAUCCCACACUUUUGGUUGCUGUUGUGCAGAACUGUAAAAUAUUGCACGUUUUUGUGCUUUGCUAAACAAUGCUGUUGGAGGCAGAGCUUGCUCUGGGUGUUUGAGUUUGCAGCAUCGCCAAAGGCUUGAGGCAUUGCUCUGAAUCAGUGAGAAGAUCCUUGGGUAGGGGAAAUGGAGGUUCAUGGGCUCUUAACUCCUGCUAACAGAGAAUUUACCAUUAAGAUUCCUGCACUUGCCUUUAGUGAUCAGUGAGCGAGGCCUCUAGGAAGCUGUGCAGAAAGUCUGUGCUAGCAGAAGAAAUCCUGUGAGACAAAAGCUGAAGAAUUUUUGAAGAAAUUUCUGCUGCUGCCAAGUGUUCAUCUUAUAGAGGAGAUGGGAUAAAAGCAAUGGAACUAAAAUGAAAAAGACUUCAUCUGCCAGAGUAUUUAUGGAAGGGAAAAACAGCCAUUCAGUCAGAAUGCUUUCAAUAAUAACUUGUGACAUGGUAAAAUGAAUUGAGUUCCUUUCUUGCUUUCUUUAGUUUUCCAUGUACAUAGCCACAAUAUUUUGAAGUGUCCAAAAUAUGUAGUUUUUCUUUAAAAUUAUAUAUAGCAUGUAAGUACCAAAUAAAAUUUGUUUGAAAUAUUUA
This is a messenger RNA of Lonchura striata (white-rumped munia), 5778 nucleotides long. The record is from RefSeq and is a predicted model, not a curated record. Lineage: Eukaryota; Metazoa; Chordata; Aves; Passeriformes; Estrildidae.